AUGAUGAAGCUGAGAUCGAGGAGGCUAUUCAAGAGCAGCAGCAGCAGCAGCAGCAGCAGCAGCAGCUCCAAGAACGGCGGUGGCGUCGCCGCCGGCCGUGGGGAGAUUAAAUGGGAGCUCCGCCCCGGGGGGAUGCUAGUGCAGAAGAGGGACGACGGCGGCGGCGGCGGCGGCGGCGGCGAGGUGAUCACGGUGAGAGUCUCCGCCGGCGCGCAGGGGCAUGACGUCUGCAUCGAAGCCACCUCCACUUUCGGUGAGCCCUCUCCUUCUUCUUCCUCCACUUUCGGAGAAGACUACGAGGGGCUGAGCUUUCGGGGGCGAUGGGGUUUUUGCAGGGGAGCUAAAGGCGGUGCUGUCCAUGGUGACGGGGCUGGAGCCGGCGGCGCAGAGGCUGCUCUACAAGGGCAAGGAGAGGGAGGACGGGGAUUUCCUCCACAUGACGGGAGUGAAGAACAUGGACAAGGUGCUGCUGCUGGAGGACCCCGCCGCCAAGGAGAUGAAGCUGCAUGCCCUGAGGAAGACGACCCACCCGCCCAUCGGAUCUCCCCUCCCCACCAUCAAGGUUUAG
Molecule: messenger RNA, 568 nt
Organism: Spirodela intermedia
Lineage: Eukaryota; Viridiplantae; Streptophyta; Magnoliopsida; Alismatales; Araceae
Source: the annotation of a GenBank genome assembly